CAGCGGAAGUGAGUCCCGCCUCCCGUACCGCGCGUGCUCUUAUCCCAUAAUUCCUGUACUGGGGUAUACUGUGGACUUUGUUUUCCGUAAAGGAAAGCAUCUGUUCUGCUGUGCUUUGAAGAGAACAUGAGUGUUCAGAAGGACAGAGUGAUGGCCGUCAGCGAGUGGGACGAACGCUGGCAGACCGGAAGAAUCGGAUUCCAUCAGCUUCAUGUUCACAAGAUGCUGCAAGAAUGCAUUGACAGGGUUCUUUGUGGCCGAACAGGGGUCCGGUUUUUCUUUCCUCUCUGUGGAAAGGCCGUCGACAUGAAAUGGCUUGCAGAUAUGGGCCAUUCUGUGGUGGGGGUGGAAAUUUCUGAGAUGGGUAUCAAGCAAUUCUUUGAGGACCACAAUAUGACCUACACUGAGGAGACAGUGCCUGCUAUCCCAGAAGGCAAGCUCUUCAAGAGUCCUGAUGGAAAGAUCUCUCUAUAUCAGUGCAGUAUUUAUGACUUUUCCAGUUCUGUUGCAGGACAGUUUGGAGGGAUCUGGGACAGGGGUUCCUUGGUGGCCAUAAACCCUUGUGACAGAGAAAGGUAUGCCAGCAUUUUACUUUCCCUAAUGGACAAGGACUGCAGGUAUCUCCUGGACACGUUACUGUACAACCCUGAGCUGUUUGGGGGUCCACCCUUUGCUGUGUCAGAUGAAGAUAUAAGGACUUUAUUCGGAAGUGCCUGUGAGGUGCAGUUACUCGCGUCUCAAGAUGCGUUUGAAGAAAAGCACAAGGCAUGGGGGCUGGACUAUUUGACGGAGAGAGCGCAUCUCCUGACCCUAAAGAGCAACUAAGCUCCUCUGCUUAACCUCCUCCUAAUGGGUCUGGUUGUAAUCAUAGCUACUCGGACAAAAUUGUGAACAUUCCUACUAAAAUUGAAUCUUAUUUAGGAUACGACUGGCAUUAAAACCAUUAAAACUUUA
Messenger RNA from Brienomyrus brachyistius, 954 nucleotides. Its product is annotated as probable thiopurine S-methyltransferase. Bases 127 to 825 code for a protein of 232 amino acids. The record is from RefSeq and is a predicted model, not a curated record. Gene Ontology annotation, molecular function: thiopurine S-methyltransferase activity. The transcript has 9 exons. Lineage: Eukaryota; Metazoa; Chordata; Actinopteri; Osteoglossiformes; Mormyridae.